Molecule: messenger RNA, 1750 nt
Organism: Gadus chalcogrammus (walleye pollock)
Lineage: Eukaryota; Metazoa; Chordata; Actinopteri; Gadiformes; Gadidae
Product: methyltransferase-like 26 B
Exons: 6
Coding region: 283-924 (213 amino acids)
Source: RefSeq, a predicted model, not a curated record
CGUAAACUCAUAUAUAUUUUUCGAUACGAUGUGUUUUCGAACAGUAGAUAAGUAUGAUUAUUAUUUAUUAUGUCAGUCGAUUAAAAAUACAAUUGCAAGUGCGCGUAUUGUUGUACUGGUAAUGUUUAGAGCCCUGAGCAGGAGCAAGGUGAGAAUCCUGGGAAAAUCCUCUUAACCACGUAAUCCCUGGACCCGUCUGUUAUUUCUGGACAUUUGUCACCACCCCGGCUCCAACAAUAUGCCAUUUCACGCAUCUUGUGCCAACCAGUGCAACAGGAGGCCAUGUUAUUGUCGCCUCUAGCAGAGAGGAACUGGGAGGAUGUCUGCUCGGUGCUGGAGGAGGCGCUGGAGGACCAGUCCGACAGGGAGCUGUUUGCCCUGGAACUGGGAUCUGGCACUGGGCAGCACGUGAUACACUUUGCCCGGAAGAUACCAUUCAUCACCUGGCAACCGUCAGAUAUCAAAGAGGAGUUUCUGGACAGUAUAAGGGCUUAUAUCGUGGCCGCUAAAGUCACGAAUGUACGGCAGCCAAUUCACCUGGACGCCAGCGAGCCCUGGGACAAGUGGGCGGGUCUCACCCACAUCUCCUGUGAUGUCGUCGUCGCCAUCAACCUGAUGCAGUACAGCUCCUUCACAACGGCCCAGGGUGUUUUCAUUGGAGCAGGUCAGAUCCUUAAAGAAGAUGGUAUUCUGAUCAUUUAUGGGGCAUAUGCAAUGAAUGGCAUGAUUACUCCAAGUUGCAAUGAAGACUUGGAUGCAGAGAUAAAAAAGAUGAAUCCAGAAUGGGGGCUCCCAGACAUAGACGUACUGAGACAACUUGCCUUUGGUAACCGACUGCGGAUGGAAAGGAUAGUAAGUAGCUCGAUUGCACAUGAUUGCCCUUUAAUAUGUUUCUAUCUUUGCUAUAGUGUGUGCACAUAUUGAUUUAUGAACCUUUUGUUUCCCGUAGAUUGAAAUGGAGGAUUACAAGAAAUGCCUUAUCUUCAGAAGGCUGUGAAGGAGUCUAAGAUGGAUCCAGCUUAAAACAGAGCACAUAACUACUAUGUUUCCAUAGCACAUAGCAACAUUAUGGGGUGAAAACAAAACAUUUGUGUAUUUAUUUUUCUCAAUACCUGGUUCUACGUCAGAUGAUAAGCGAAAGUCGAAUACAUGAAUGUAACGCAGAACUGUUGAGUCAUUAUACAUUAAUUUACUAAUCGUGUCAAUGGUGGCAUAUUAAGCAUCAAACACUCAAAGGACAUACUCACAAAAGGGUGAGAACGAAGCAAAUGGACGACAAGAUAUUUAUUAAAUAAAAUCGUAAAAUUACUUUGAAAUCAGACAGAUUGAGAAUAAAAGAUCACAGAUGGCAAUUAAGAAUUACAGAAAUCAGCGUGUGUGUGAGUGUAUGUUACACACAUGCACCACCUCACCUUCAUCCACCCUAGCAUGUGAUGCUUUUUAAGAGACCCCAUGAACAUAACAUAAAACAAAAGCAAACAUCCAUUGCAGAUUUUAAGUGUUAAAAACCUAUGUCCAAUAGAUAAACAGAUAAUGCAGUAGGUGGGAUAUAUAUCUUGUUAUGACUCGGUGCUUUUGAAUCAGGCAACACAAGCUAUCUCAAUUAAAACAAAGCACAUCGUUAUAGCUGGGAAAAGGAUGUUGGGUCAUUGCAGCUAUAGUACUUAUAUAACAUGGCCGAUCAGCAUACCUUUCACUACUUACGUCAUGUUCUCUUCAUAUCAUGAUUCCCGUUAAAGGCCCCUUGCAG